Tribolium madens (black flour beetle) is the source of this 1008-nucleotide messenger RNA. RefSeq lists its product as uncharacterized. Gene Ontology annotation, biological process: protein insertion into mitochondrial inner membrane from matrix; inner mitochondrial membrane organization. Gene Ontology annotation, molecular function: ribosome binding. Gene Ontology annotation, cellular component: mitochondrial inner membrane. The transcript has a single exon. NCBI's taxonomy places the organism in Eukaryota, Metazoa, Arthropoda, Insecta, Coleoptera, Tenebrionidae. The record is from RefSeq and is a predicted model, not a curated record. The coding region runs from base 91 to 777 and encodes 228 amino acids.
AUUCUUGUGACGAGUUUUCAACAGCGUGUCAAAGUGACACCCGUUCAUGUCAAGUCGUCAAAAUUUCCGUAUGUAUUUAAAAACCCUAUCAUGAAUCGCCUUGUUUCGCUUCAAACCAAACUAAACUCACGUUUCUUGUCACAUCUCAUUCGUCCUUCCAAAAUUUCAAAACCAACUUCACGAUGUACACGCCUCAAAACCGAAAAACGUUACAUCCAAUCGUGCAGCAAAAAUUACCGAAUGCCUAAAACGCCGGACCUUAUUUACGUGCCUCACGUUUUUCGUUGGGUGAAAUCCAAAUUGCGCUUCAAGUAUUUGAAAAAAAUUUGGGACCCCGAAUUCUCGGAGGGAGCUUUCAUUUACGGAUCGACAAAAGCUGUAUGUAGAAUAACCGAAAUUAUUAGUAGUGGCAGACUCGACGAACUUGACAAUUUAAUGACUGUCUCUGCCAAAAUUCGUCUUCAAGACGACAUCAACUAUCGCCUAAGUCCAGAUCAGAAAAACUUGAUUUUGCUCAAACCUGAAGAUAUCAAAAUUUUAAUCCCGAUUACUGUCAUCCUCACUAAGGAAGGAGCAGGCAGGAUGUGCAGAGUCAAUUUGCGAAUUCUAGGACUGAAAUGGCAUGAGGUAACGAGUGACAAUUAUAAAUUGGUUCUGGUAGCAUUGCAAACGGAAUUCUCGAGAGAUUAUAGCGACGACGCAACGCCCGAAUGGAUUAUAAGCGGAUUCUCGAUUUUGGAAUGUGCGAUGUUAACGGAAGCGACUGCAACGAGGUGAUGAGAUAAUUUGUUUCACUUACCUGGGCGAUGAUAUUGAGUGAUAUGGCACUUCCGUAUUGUGACCAAUAAGUUCUUGGUUGUUUUCGACGAUACCCCAUGGCGCUAUGCCCAGGGUGUUUACCCUUCCGGUCCGCUGGGAACGCUCAAGGAGCAGUGCGUCUCCGAUGUGCUUUGUGACUCCUGAAAAUAAGUAAUUAAGCAAUACAAAUGUUAAUUAAAUAUACCUCAU